AUGCCUAUAUCAUUCCCAUCUAAUCUAUCUACACGGCAGAGUUUGCUGCUCACGGCAUUUGCUUCGGUCUUGGCGACGAGCACCGUUAUACUCUCAUUUCAGACCUUGAGACGGGAGCACCGGACCGAAAAGCUCAAGAGACAAGUCGGGGAAGACGUCGAAGAAUGGGAGAGGAGCAGGGAGGGAAGUGGGUUCGUCAGCCCAGAAGAGAGAGCGGAAUGGCACGCGAACGGUGAAGUGACGCCAGGAGGUGGAAGACGGGUCAGACAGUGGGCAAAAGGCGAAUUUGACGAAGGCCUCAUUCGAGAGCAGCUCACUCGUAAUUAUAAUUUCUUGGGUGAAGAGUCCAUGGAGAAGGUCCGGAAUUCGUAUGUGGUGGUUGUGGGAUGCGGCGGAGUGGGAAGUUGGGCUGCUUUGAUGUUAUUGCGGAGCGGUGUCGGCAAGCUCUUACUGAUAGACUUCGACCUCACUACUCUGUCGUCCCUUAAUCGUCAUGCUUGCGCGACUCUCGAAGACGUUGGCUCACCAAAGGUGAUUGCCACACAGACAUACCUGAGAAAAGUUGCACCUUGGGCGGAGAUCGACACUCACGUCGGACUCUGGCGCAAAGGUGAUUCUGAGCACUUGUUAGAAGGUGCGGACUGGGUCGUGGAUGCGAUCGACAACAUCGAUACAAAAGUCGAUCUUUUGACUCAUUGUCAUAAGAAUGGAAUCAAAGUCUUCUCUAGCAUGGGUUCUGGGGCGAAGAGGGAUCCCACAAGAAUACAAAUCGCCGAUAUCUCUUCCACAUAUGAAGAUCCCCUUGCGAGAUCUGUCCGUACACGACUGAGGAAGAACGGGAUAUCAAAUGGCAUACCCGUGGUGUACUCCACCGAAGUUCCCGGCGACGUCAAGCUGCUGCCCUUGCCUGAGGAAGAAUUCAAGAAGGGCGCAGUGAAGGAGUUGCAGGCAUUUGACGAUUUCCGCGUCCGUAUCAUGCCUGUGCUUGGACCGCUGCCCGCUAUCUUUGGUCUCAACAUUGCCACCUUUGUCCUUCUUUCCCUCGCUGACAAACCUCUGACGGAUUAUCUUGAAAUCAAGAAUCGUCGACGUCUAUACGCUUCUAUCGAGCGCAAUCUCUCAGAACGCGAAACGAGAUUACGGGGCGAGGCAUUACAGACGAAGCUGCCAGUCACCCAGGAUGACAUUGGUUUUGUCUUUGACGACAUAUAUCACGGGCGAUCAUCUAUUCCACCGAAUGUCGUCCUGCCGAAACCGCAAGCAGUCAGGUGGAACAAGGACAGAGAGCUUACAGAGGAUAACCUCGUCAUGCUGAGUAUGAAGGAUGCGGAGAGGCACGAGACGGAGCAUUUGAAGGGCGGAAAGACUCUGGAUGAAGUUUGGGGAGACGAGGUGGUGCAGUUCGUGCAGAGGAAGAGCGCGGAAGUCAGAAGAAUAUUAGCUUAUCAGCGGCCAUAA
Molecule: messenger RNA, 1458 nt
Organism: Kockovaella imperatae
Lineage: Eukaryota; Fungi; Basidiomycota; Tremellomycetes; Tremellales; Cuniculitremaceae
Exons: 8
Coding region: 1-1458 (485 amino acids)
Biological process (GO): cyclic threonylcarbamoyladenosine biosynthetic process
Cellular component (GO): mitochondrial outer membrane
Molecular function (GO): tRNA threonylcarbamoyladenosine dehydratase activity; ubiquitin-like modifier activating enzyme activity
Source: RefSeq, a predicted model, not a curated record